Messenger RNA from Tyto alba (common barn owl), 3606 nucleotides. It is a transcript of the gene FBXW5, whose product is annotated as F-box and WD repeat domain containing 5. Bases 126 to 1889 code for a protein of 587 amino acids. The record is from RefSeq and is a predicted model, not a curated record. Gene Ontology annotation, molecular function: protein binding. Gene Ontology annotation, cellular component: Cul4-RING E3 ubiquitin ligase complex; SCF ubiquitin ligase complex. Gene Ontology annotation, biological process: protein ubiquitination. The transcript has 9 exons. NCBI's taxonomy places the organism in Eukaryota, Metazoa, Chordata, Aves, Strigiformes, Tytonidae.
CGGGAAGCCACUGAGAGGAGCGGCUAGAGCGGCCUGCGGCCCCGGGGCGGAAGCUCGGCGCGGGGAGGCCGGAAGCGCGGGGUGGGGGCAGCGGAGCCGCCGAGGCGUGGCGGCAGAAUGACACGAUGGACGCGGGCGGCGGCCCCCUCCUCCCCGACAGCGUCCUCUACGAGAUCUUCCUCUACCUGGACCACGUAGACGUGCUCUCGGUGGGGCUGGUGUGCCAGCAGUGGCACGCCGUGGCCCGCGACGAGUUUCUAUGGAAGGAGCUCUUCUACCGCUACUACCGCGUUUCCCGGGAGGUGCCCCGGCACCCAGCUGCAGUCUCCUGGUAUGAUGAGUUCCAGAGGCUCUAUGACACCAUCCCUUGUGUGGAAGUGCAGGCCCUGAAGGAGCACAAUGACCAGGUUUUGCACCUCAGCUUCUCCCACUCUGGCUGUUUGUUUGCAUCGUGCUCCAAAGACUGCACUGUCAAGAUCUGGAGCAAUGAGUUGGACAUCUCCCUGCAGCACAGCUCCAACAUGAGGCCCUACAACUGGAGCUACACGCAGUUCUCCCAGUUCAACUCUGAUGACUCCCUUCUUCUGGUGUCAGGUGUCUUUGUGGGGCCUCACAACUCCUCUUCAGGAGAAAUUGCUGUAAUCAGCAUGGAGAACUUCACGCUGCUUUCCAGGGUGAGGAAUAAACCCUAUGAUGUGUUUGGCUGCUGGCUGAAUGAAACCAACCUGAUAUCUGGCAAUCUGCAUCGGAUUGGGCGUAUAACCUCCUGUUCUGUGCUGUGGCUGAACAAUGCUUUCCAGGGCAUAGAAUCUGAGAAUGUGAAUGUAGUGAAGAGAUUAUUCAAAAUCCAGAACCUGAAUGCCAGCACUAUCCGGACCGUGAUGGUGGCUGACUGCAGUCGGUAUGAUUCCCCAGACCUGCUCCUGGACUACGAGGAGCAGCUAGCUGCUUCUUCCACCUGCCCAGUCCUUGAUCUUGGCAGUGACAGCGAGGAAGAGGAGGCCAAGCCCAAGCAGACUUCAGAGCCAGCAGUACAGGAAUUGCCAGAUGAUGGGGGUGUGACAGCAGAAGACGGGCUGCAGCAGUUCUUUGAUGAUAUCAUGGAGGGCCGUGUGAGGCCUGCUAUGACCGAGACAGAGUUGGAGACAAAGGUGGCUGAGCUGUUUGUACGCAACAGAACUAAACCGCCUGAGCUGAACCUGCUCUCCAUGGACAGCAACAGCAAGACAAAAUAUUUAAUCUUCACCACAGGAUGCCUCACCUACUCCCCACACCAGAUAGGGAUUAAAAGGAUCCUGCCCCAUCAGAUGACGACUGCUGGCCCAGUGCUUGGGGAGGAGAGGCGCUCAGAUGAGUUCUUUGACUCACUGGAUCACGUCAUCGACAUCCACGGGCACAUCAUUGGCAUGGGCCUCUCCCCUGACCACAGGUACCUGUAUGUGAACAGCCGCGCCUGGCCUCGGGACUGCGUGAUCUCUGACCCGAUGCAGCCACCCCCCAUCGCCGAGGAGAUCGACCUGCACGUGUUCGACCUGAAGACAAUGAAGGAGGUGAAGAGAGCCCUCCGUGCGCAUCGGGCCUACACACCCAACGAGGAGUGCUUCUUCAUCUUCCUGGAUGUCAGCAGGGACUUCGUGGCAAGUGGUGCAGAGGAUCGCCAUGGCUACAUCUGGGACCGGCACUACAACAUCUGCCUGGCCAAACUGCAGCACGACAACGUGGUCAACUCGGUGGCUUUCAGCCCGGUAGAGCAGGAGCUGCUCCUGACAGCCAGCGACGACACCACCAUCAAGGUGUGGCGCUCCCCUCGCGCGGUGCGCGUCCAGCAGGCCAGGAAGCCCCGGCCCAGGAAACUGCUCUUCUCCUGGCUUAUGAACCAGAAGAGCUGAACCCGGGUACACCUGCACCUGCAGCUUCCUCACUGCAGCCAUCUGCUCUGGAGCUUGCAGAGCUCCGAGCCCUGCGCAACAGAGACGAGCUCUGGGCACACAAAUCCCAUCUGCUGAGUCAGGAGGGACCCCAGUAGCAGGAAUUGCUUCCUCCUUGGGGCAUCUUCUUCAAAGACAGAACGUAAUAGCUGAGGCCCUGUUCCUUGGCCUGGCGGGCAGCAGCCUGAGCUGGUCACUGCAGGGUAGGCUCCCCACAGCUUCUCACGAACGCUGCUACUUGGUCACAGCUCUCUCUGGGUGAACUUUGGUCUCUGAGAACAGACAGGCACGUCUCCAGCGUUUGUACUGUGUGAACCUGGGACGUGGCUGACCUCACCGAGAGCUACCAGCUGCAGAGCACUUGGCAGAAGCCACGGUACAGUGCUAUGCUGCCUUACUGCAGGACUCUUUUAACAUAGUAGUUUUAUGAAUGUUUGUCUGUCCCAAACCUCCACAGGCAACUUAUUUGGCUGCUGGAUAAUGCUGAGUGCCUCCUCUCAUACUGAAUCUUGGCCCUGGAAGGCAGUGGCAGGGCAGGGGGAGAGGCAGGCAGGGCAAGGGGGGGCCUGGCGAUGCCUUCUGUUAGCAGCUAUGUGUUGAUAAUCAACAGUUCCCGAACUUGAGGGUGGGGAGGGCUGGUGGUAACAUGGUGCUGGCUUUGCCUGUCUUCCUCUGUUAAGUAGCAUUUAAAUAAGGUAUGAUAAUGGCAAGGUACUUAUUCUAGGGGAUCUGCUGUCCCUUCCCAAGGGGCAGCUGUGAGGAUGACUGGUGGGUCUUGUGGUCACCUCCCUCCCAUGCUACUUAAGUCAUGGCACUUUAGGUUCUUUUGGUAUGUUCUCUGUGAAUAGAUGUAGGCACCCACGGGUGGCUGCAGGUAUUCACCCAUAGGUGACCAGGGGGAUGCAGCCCUCCUCUGCUUGAAGUGACAGUUGAAUAAGCUUCCUUCCACCUGGGCUGACUUGCUGUGGGUUUAGUGAUCAGCUCCUUCCUUCCCGGGACCUCUCUGGUAGUGGAGAAGGCUCACUUGAAGCGAUUACAAACUUGAUGAUGUUUAUUCUGUAUAUGUCCCUGAAGCUUUCCUCCCUGCAGCAGGUACCCAAAUGUAAGAGUCUAAAAUUAAGCUCCUAAUCUUGACUUGGGCCAGGUGGUUGGACCCCAGGAGCUGGGCUCUGGGCAGUGGCUGGAAAGGAGCAGUGUCCCAGGCAGGGGCUGGGGGAGGUGUUUUGGGACUCCCUUGGGAGCACUAGCAGCAGUUGUCUGUGCCACUCCCAGCCUUGGGUUGCAAAUAGAUUUAAUGGAGGCAGCAGAUACUGCCUUGAUAUGCACUGAUGGCUUUAGCAGCUCCUGUGGGCCCUGGCAGGAGGGCUUGUACCUUUGCUCUGCUGUGACCCAGCAGGUGCCCAUGGCUUUAUCCAAAACCCCUGUACUCAGGUUUUCUGUCAUAGUAGGCCUUCCAGAAACAAGGGAGUCCUUUGUGUAUGUGCAUACAAAAUCCACAUCCAGCGCUCUGUCCAGUCACACACCAAAGGAACAGCUGCUGCCUUCCUCCCUCCUCCCCCAAGAUUGUGAAAUCUCUUCUCCCUUGGCUUGGUGUAGUAGUGAGCAAGGCACUGAGGGUUUAUGUUUGUACCAAGUUUUGCUCUUCACUAGGGCACUGAAUAAAUAUUCUGCUAAAGCA